Messenger RNA from Closterium sp. Naga37s-1, 2598 nucleotides. The record is from the annotation of a GenBank genome assembly. Lineage: Eukaryota; Viridiplantae; Streptophyta; Zygnematophyceae; Desmidiales; Closteriaceae.
AUGCAACCACAGUCGAACGCGAUGAACGCGGGGAGAGGGACCGGCGCGAGAGGGAACGUGGGGAGAGGGACCGGUGCGAGAGGGAACGCGGGUAGAGGGACCGGUUCGAGAGGGAACGCGGGUAGAGGGAACGCGGGGGGUGGGACCGCGGGGAGGGGGGCCGGCGCGAGAGAGAACGCGGGUAGAGGGAACGCGGGGGGUGGGACCGCGGGGAGAGGGAAAGGUGCGAGAGGACACGGUGGGAGAGGUGCCCGGGGAAGAGGGGCCAGUGGGAGAGGGGCCGGUGGGAGUGCUAACGGGGGCAGCGCUCCUGGUGGGACUGGAACCGGCGUGCGAAGGAACGGUAGUAACGCGAACGGCGGUUCCGCGAACCAGCCCGUUCAUAGGCCGCGUAUUAGGAGGCGGAGAGUUGAUGUAGUGCCGCACACCGAGCGCAACGGAACCGGGGAGGGGGGCGGGGGGCCGAGCGACGUGGACGACGACGACGAUGAUGAUGACAGCGACAGCGGCGACGGGUGGAAUGACGAUGACGAGAACUACCUAGCUAACUCGUUGUCCGCGCUCCAUGAAGAGGAGGCGGAAGACAGGGAACGGGUGAUGGGAACGCUGACGGACAACGAGGUCCCGAUCGCGGAUUGGAACCGGCUAGGUGUGGACGACACACCUGCCGCGAAAAGAGAGAUGUGCAUGGGAAUCCUCUACGGUCUCUCCGAGGCCACGCUGAAAAAGUGUCGCGGUUGGGCGAACGAGUACAAGCGGUUCAUGGCGCACGAGCUGCCGAAACUGGACGAGGGUAGGUUCGGGGAGGAGGCCGCGUUGAAAAACGCGAACCCAGACGAGAUCGGGGCCGCGCUCGAACAGAACAUGGGUGGUAGUUGGAAGAUGGCGAGGGGCGACGAGCAGUGGUUCCACGGCCCUGAAACGAAUCCGUGGCGCUUACGCAAAUACGUGACCUUCCUCGCGAACGAGACGGUCGCACAGGCGGACAGGAUGGCAACACUCAAACGGCCCGACAAAACAUUGAAGAAGAGACGCCAGUGCACCCCUGCAAUGCUGAUGGGGCGUCUCAAGGCUCUGAACCUGCUCAUCAAGCUGGAUGGGGCCAUCUUCCGGAAACCCGUUCUGAACCUGCUGCGCGACUUUGCGGAGUGUCGCACCUGGGUCCGCGUUCAAGUACGCGACCAGUACAAGCGGUUUAUCUCGACGGGCAAGACAAACAAGGAUUUCUCGCUCAACUACAUCUCAGCAGUGAGACACAUAGAUUGGACGCUGUGCGCGGUCGGAGCCACGCUGCUGUGGCUGCACUGGGUGUAUGACUUGGUUCCCCACCUCUACGGGGACAUAGCCCCCCCUCUUGACUUCACGGAACCCUCGACGUGGUACGACCAGUACCUCUUCUUCCCCCUGCGCGCAGGCACCGAGAAGCAAAUACCGCCAACGACUCAUCACGACUGGGCGGCGAAGAUCCUGGAUGACGCGGGAAUUACUUGCUCGCGUGUGGUUCACGCGACCAGGGCUGGUGGGGCGCAGCACGCGUCCGCGGACGGAAUGCCCUCGGAUCAGCUGGCGAGACUGGGCGGUUGGCGCUUCAUCGACGUGAUGACUAAGCACUACCUCACAACUAUUCCGAGGGAGGCCGUGCUGCUGAAGGCUGGCUUCACAGGGGUUGACGGUGACUACUUCCUGGGUCGCGCAACUGUUCCGGUGAGCGAGGAGCUGGAUAAACUACUGAGGAAGCACAUUUUUCCCUGGGCCGCCCCGGACAAAGGACAGAAACAGUGCAAGGAUUACAACCGGAAGAUGGUCAAAGAGGACAAGGCGGAGAAACAGGACACCGCGGGUCUAAACAUACUGAAGGAGCUGGAUGGGGGGGCUAGGAUGGCGGUCGCGCAAGACCUGGCCAUGUACUACAUUCACCAGCCGCGACACCCGUAUGUGGUCAACAACCCGCUCUGCCAGACGGAGGAAUUUGCGCGCACAGGGCCGACCGCGGAUCCGAGUCCGGCAAACACUCCUGGAGCCGCAGCCGCGCCUACCAAUGCCACCACUCCCACCGACCAGGGGACGCGGAAGAAACCCGCACCGCCGACCAGGGAACAGACUAUUCGGAACGCGAUCGUGCUCCCAGGGGUCAACGCGUCCAAGCCGUCAGACGGAUGGAAGCUGUACAAGACCACGCACCCGCUGAUCCGCGAGAGUCCAGAAUCGCUUUUGGCCCAGCCCCGCGGCGCAGUUACACGAUUGGUCGCGCUCAUUGGGGAGGAGGGAGGCGGCCAGAACGCGAUAAACCGUGUCAAGCGACUCAUGAACUUCAUCGCCCACAGGGUGGAGCAAGGAGACAACAUCGCGGUAGUGCUCGACAAGCUCGACCUCGUGUCAGCUGCUGUGGGCAUGUUGGGUGUAUCGGAAGGGAUCGCGGUAAAGAAGAAGAGUGUUGACUUGGACCUGAGCCAGCUCAAGAAGGGUACUCUGGUGGAGGUGCAGUUGCGUGUGAAAUGGAUGCUUGUACGCGACCGCCUCGUCGAUGCCUCGCUUCCCGCGUCUGAGUUCACGGUCGCGUGGCCUCAGUACUGUGCACAGAUGCCACCGCUAGAAUAA